Messenger RNA from Meloidogyne enterolobii, 926 nucleotides. Lineage: Eukaryota; Metazoa; Nematoda; Chromadorea; Rhabditida; Meloidogynidae. The record is from the annotation of a GenBank genome assembly.
CUCACGCAUGGCUCUUCUAUUCUAGCUUCUUACGUAAUUACACCGCAAGGUAAUACAAUUUGUCACUUUUUAUUUUGCUUUAAAUUUUACUUUAGGCUGCGCAUGUUGUGGGAGUUCAAUGUGUACGUUGCUGUUUGUCUCGUCAACCUUGGUCACGAAAGCGAAUGCGACUACUACAACAGGAGCAGAGGCGAGACAUAUAAAAUGAGGAUUUAAAUUCAAUUAUUCUAAUUACUUUUGGUGGGGUUUGUUCUUCAACAAAGUUUUAUUUUUAAAGGUCAACAAUUUCGAAAUCACAACCUUGGAUGUUGGCACAGAUGUUAAUUGGACGCAAGGAGGGAAAGAAGCGUUAUGAACGUGUCAUCCAGCUUUUAGUGUGUCGAAACUGGACGGAUGACCCUCGGUUCAGUCCGAUGAACUACAAAGACUUGUCUGAUCUUCUACACUUUGUUUGGUCGCUAGAGAACAUGGGUCAGUUGGUGAACGAUCGGUGUUGCGUCCAACUUUGGUUCACAGUAGAGCUGGUAUGAAUGGAGCUGGGACUUAUGUAGCUGCUUCUAUUUUUGGCCGUGUCUGGGAAACACACUCGAACGCUAAGGUCCGGAAAGUUUCAGUAAAGAAUCUAUUUCUUUCAUUUGCGGCUUGAACCGAGUUGUGAAGGUCUGCAAAAGUCUGAGAAGUACUCGUUACGAUAUUCUGAAUCGCCGUUCGCAGUUUCUUCUUCUCCUUGAAACUAUUUUAAACGAAAAGGAUGUUAGUCGUGCCCGUGAUGUUCUCCGACGGAAAAAUUUUUUUCGAUUUAAAUUAUGAUUGCAAAAAGCUUUCGUUUUUAGUGUACGUGAUGAGAUUGGCAAGACACGAGCAAAAGGAGGAUCAUCACGUAGCAGUGGCUGAGCUGCUGUGAGCAUCCAUAACACGCUAGCACG